Molecule: messenger RNA, 524 nt
Organism: Hibiscus syriacus
Lineage: Eukaryota; Viridiplantae; Streptophyta; Magnoliopsida; Malvales; Malvaceae
Product: crooked neck-like protein 1
Exons: 3
Coding region: 235-501 (88 amino acids)
Source: RefSeq, a predicted model, not a curated record
UUUAAGAAAAAUGAAGACUCGAAAUCUACGCGAAGUUUGAAGGUGUGGAUUAGUUAUGCCAAGUUUGAAGCCUACGCGAAGGAGAAUGAUGAGGAUUUGGAUGUGCCAGAAGACAGGGUUCCGGAAUAUGAUUAUGAAGCAAAGAAGGGAUGCGCUCAGCGUGCGAGUGGAGUCUUUGAAAGAGCAAUCAACUACUAUAGAACAUCGGCACCGGAAUUGAAAGAAGAUCGUGCUAUGCUCCUGGAAGAGUGGCUUAACACGGAAAGCAGUUUUGGGGAGCUUGGCGACGUAAGCGUGGUCCAGUCUAAGUUUCCCAAGGAACUCAAAAAGAGGAAGCGAAUAACGAGUGAAGAAGGUGGCGUCUCUGGGUACGAAGAAUGUAUCGAUUACGUAUUCCCCGAAGAAAACCAGGCGACGAACCUCAAGAUUUUAGAAGCCGCUUAUAAAUGGAAAAACAGAAGCCUUCUUCCGAUGACGAGUAGGAUGAUAUGUGUUCUGUAACUUUGUUUUUUUGUUGUUGUAAU